CAUGUACACACACGAAUGAAAAUAUAUAAUGGUUAAUAAAAUAACCUACACCGGCACUGUCCAAAUUAUCGAUCUCUGUCUGACCGAUUGAUCCGAAACUUCGUUCAUGGUGCCAUUAAACUUUGAGUGUGUUCAAUUUGAAUCCCGACUUGGUAGGACGCGAUCUCAUUUGACUUGUAUCCAGACUCAUGGACACUUGCAGCCUUACGACAGUCCAAUGAAAGAGAAACCCCCCAACUCUGCGCGGUCGACAGUUCUGAGAAGUGCCAGACUAGAAAUGGGAGGCAGCAGAGAAGAGUUCUCCAAAGACCGUAAUGUAUCAUUGAUGCAAAAGUUAAAAGCUCACUACCAGAAGAAGUCUUCGUCAGACACCAACUCAAAGUAUUUGUUCAGAAUACUAUUUCAAUUUCAGGCUAUUACACAGCUCCACAUGACCUUGACCUACUUAGUACCUCACGUAUUCUCAAACUGUGAUGCUAUGAGCCAGUACUACCUGAAAGUAUUAGUCUGUUACGUAUUUGCCAUGGGUCAAGCCAACUGGCUGUGUUCAAUAUGUUACUCAAACAGAUUGCCCGACUUAAAUGAUCGACCAGAUACUAUUCCUAGGGAAUGGAUGACGAAUUGUUCCGAGACCAAUGGCCAGGAUAAGUUAGCUCUAGACUCCAAUGGAUUAGAAUGGAGAUUCUGCACAGAGUGUCAGCGGUACAAGCCCCCAAGAAGCCAUCACUGUGUAGCCUGCAAGACUUGUAUACUGAGACGAGACCACCAUUGCUUCCUGAUAGGAACAUGUGUUGGUCAUUACAACCAACGUUACUUUAUAGUCUUCUGUUUCCUUGGGGUCAUCACUGGCCUGGCAGGCUUCUACAUGACCCUGUCUUAUCUUAGAAACAUGUCUGAAGCGUACACUUGGCUGGACUACAUUUUCCCUUGGUCUCUCUUUAAGUUUGUCAUUGGAAGAGUUUCCUGGCAGUUUCUGCUGCUGACUUUCCACGCCGAGAUGCUGGCCGUGUUUGGAACCAUGAGUGUCAUCUACAGCAUUGGUCAGUUCACAUUGGUUUCCAUGGGGAUGACAUUGUAUGAAGUAGCCAAGCAGGUGGACGUUAAGAUUAGCAGCUCCAGGGGCGAGAAUCUUCGAAUGGUGUUUGGUGAUUACUGGGCACUCAACUUUCUGUUCCCUGGUCAGAUCCUUUUUAAACAACGACAUGAUGGGAUACAUUUUAAUAAUAUUACUAUCAAUGGUCAUAAAGUCAGUAUAGAAUAACGAAGAUAAAGAUGAUAGAUCAUGUGGUCAUUUCAAAGCGUACCUUAGAACUAACUCAAGAUAGAUCAUGUGGUCAUUUCAAAACAUACCUUAGAACUAACUCAAGAUAGAUCAUGUGGUCAUUUCAAAACAUACCUUAGAACUAACUCAAGAUAGAUCAUGUGGUCAUUUCAAAACAUACCUUAGAACUAACUCAAGAUAGAUCAUGUGGUCAUUUCAAAACAUACCUUAGAACUAACUCAAGAUAGAUCAUGUGGUCAUUUCAAAACAUACCUUAGAACUAACUCAAGAUAGAUCAUGUGGUCAUUUCAAAACAUACCUUAGAACUUACUCAAGAUAGAUCAUGUGGUCAUUUCAAAGCAUACCUUAGAACUAACUCAAGAUAGAUCAUGUGGUCAUUUCAAAUCAUACCUUAGAACUAACUCAAGAUAGAUCAUGUGGUCAUUUCAAAACAUACCUUAGAACUAACUCAAGAUAGAUCAUGUGGUCAUUUCAAAUCAUACCUUAGAACUAACUCAAGAUAGAUCAUGUGGUCAUUUCAAAACAUAUCUUAGAACUAACUCAAGAUAGAUCAUGUGGUCAUUUCAAAACAUACCUUAGAACUAACUCAAGAUAGAUCAUGUGGUCAUUUCAAAACAUACCUUAGAACUAACUCAAAUAUCUCCUCUUCAUGACGUGAAUGUCUGAAACUUGCAAUGACAUGACGUAUUUGCCAUUCCUGACGCCCUUGUCUUGACGUCAGCGCUUCUAAUUAGUCUUGACGUCCGUCAUUCCUAAUAGUCAUGACGUCAGUUCUUCCAAAUAAUCUUGACAUCGGUGCUUUUAAUUAGUAUUGACGUCAUUUUCAAAUAAUUGUGACGUCUGCUACUUCAAAGAGUCCCGACGUAUGCGUGAAAAGGCUCUUGGCUAUUUUAAGGACUAUGUAACUAGAAAGUAUUUGGAUCAAAAACUUGCCUUCAACUCUAAAACAACAUUCCUGCAUUCUCGGGACAAAACUGACAUACUUGGGACUUCUUCUUCAAGCCAGCAUUAUUGGGAAACCAAAUAAACAACGACAUAACAAAACAAACAAAAAAAAAGAGAAGUGGACUAUUUCUAUCGAGACUUUCUUCUUCAGUGUGACAUUCUUCUUCAGUGUGACAUUCUUCUUCAGUGUGACAUUCUUCUUCAGUGUGACAUUCUUCUUCAGUGUGACAUCCUCUUUCUAGAGUUUCAAUUACUUCCUCACAAAGUUUCUAUUCACUCUGUCUUGAGAGUAGCGUGUACACGUUGGUUCUCCCAGUUCAAAUCUCGGAUCAAGUUGCACAAGUAUUCAUUGACAUGUUGUCAUGUGUUGAACCAAUGAAAUAGUUCUACACCGAACAUAUUGCAAAACUUCUGAGUAGCAUGUUACAUUUGUUUCCCUUUCUUUCUUUCAGCGUAUUGUCACUGUCACUGAUGAAUUAAAGUGGGUCACAGCAUUUAUAAACAGAUAUUACAAACUAAUCUGUGUCACUUGUUUGUCGAUGUGGAAUAUAUACAUGUAAAAAUGGUAAAAAGUCAUCUUCCUUAUUAAAAACCUCCAGUGUUUGGUACUAUUAAUAGUGAAUAGUUGUAAAAAAAUGAUGUAUUUUUUAUGAAAAAACUGCUUGCUUAAUUGAUUUUAAAAAUUAGAUUUUUCGCUUUCAGAAAAGAAAAAAGUAGCCGUUGCAUCAGAACGUUGAAUGAUCUAAAAUAUCAUGUUCGAUUUUCAUUUCCUCUUCUAGUUUCUGAGAUCUAAACGGGACAGACGGAUAGACAGGCCACACAAACCAAAUAGCGUCUUUUCUCCUUUCGGGGGCCGCUAAAAAAGUCCUAUGCCGAACUGGGAGUCGACCUCUUAGUAAGGUUUUGACAGGGCGUCGCAUGAGGUUAGCGGGACAUGUUCUCCGACAAAAUGAAUUACGCAUAAUAAGAGUUGCGAUGACAUGGAAGCCAUUACAAGGAAAGCGCAAACAUUGACAUCCUAGUACAACUUGGCGACACACUUUCAUGGAGGUCCUCAGAGCAGGUGGGAGGAGGCUUCAGACAUUGCCAGUGACAGUUUUUUGUGGAAGCAGCUAGCCGCCCAAUGCGCCGAACAACGCGGGAGGAUCUAAUUCAGUAAGAAUAGCACAUACGGUUUUUGAAAUAAAACUUUUUAAUAGCAGAAUAAUGCACUAUAGGCUAGAUACCUCAGAAAAUGCAUUUCUUUGGCUUUCAAUACCGGAAAUAGUGCUUGGCGGUGGGAAUUCACCUCGUGCUGGGGAGCUCACAGCGCUUCCCCUGACCUCCUUGCUGGCAAUAGCGGUUAGUUAACAAUUUUUCCACUAACUCCUGGAAGAACCUAUUCUAGGGCACAAUAAACGUCUUCCGAAAGAAUGAAAUAGAGAUUAUUGAUGUACACACACACACGCACGCACACACACAUAUAUUUCUUUUUGCGGGCAAACACCCCCGCAACCCCCCCCCC
Messenger RNA from Biomphalaria glabrata, 3731 nucleotides. Its product is annotated as putative ZDHHC-type palmitoyltransferase 4. The record is from RefSeq and is a predicted model, not a curated record. Gene Ontology annotation, molecular function: protein-cysteine S-palmitoyltransferase activity. Gene Ontology annotation, biological process: protein targeting to membrane; peptidyl-L-cysteine S-palmitoylation. Gene Ontology annotation, cellular component: endoplasmic reticulum; Golgi apparatus. Lineage: Eukaryota; Metazoa; Mollusca; Gastropoda; Planorbidae. The transcript is spliced from 2 exons. Bases 107 to 1261 code for a protein of 384 amino acids.